CAGCCCCCCCUUUAGUGAGUCCCUGCUUCAUAUUGGCACACCUCGAGGAUGCUUCGCAAGAUCGGAUAUGCGUGCGCUGGAGCGCGGCCCCGGCCGGGGGCUUCCACCAUUUUCUACUUCAUUCGUCUGUUCCGCUGACUUCAGUGGAGGUGGUGUGAAUUAGUGCCUUCACCACGCUGGAUUAUCAUGGGAUUUUUGACCUUAUUCAGCGACCCCGGGAUGUACCUGCUCCGCAUCCUGGUCCUCAUCAGCAUCAGCUCCCAGGCAGCUGGUGACCUGUUCUCCAAGGCCACCAAGAGUCGGUCGGACGACCUGCAUAACAGCGUGUUCGACUUCAUCAUCGUGGGAGGAGGCACCGCGGGCUGCGUGCUGGCCAACCGCCUGUCGGCAGUGCCUGAGUGGAGGGUCCUUCUCUUAGAAUCGGGUGACGAAGAGAACAUAGACUACGACAUCCCGGGAGUCCCAACCAAAGACUACCGGCCGAUCCUCUGGAACUACAAAACUGAGAGAAAUGCCUUCUCCUGCAUCUCACGACCCUCGGGCUCGUGCGAGAUCAAGACCGGGAAGGUCCUCGGGGGGUCCACGGUGGUGAACAACAUGAAGUAUACCCGGGGGUCCAAGUCUGACUACGACGGCUGGCACAAUUCUGCUGCAGCAGCGUCCUUGGACUGGAAAUUUGGGAACCUGCUGGAGUUCUUCAAAGCUUCCGAGGACAAUGGUGACUACGAUGUGCUGAUGAACUCGCACUACCACGGGCGCGGCGGAGAGAUGCACGUGCAGAGGUUCAAGCACGUCGACAGAUACAUGGAAGUCUUCACCGCAGCCUUCGGAGAAAUGGGCCUUAAGACUCUCGACAUAAACGCCAAUGUCCCAGAAGCAGUCGUCAACAACCAGUUCGCGAUAGCCAACAAUACUAGGCUUAGCACUAAUAAUGCUUUCCUUAAACCUAUCAGGCACAGGAAGAAUUUAGUGGUUAAAACUGGUGCCACAGUAACCAAAAUUGUAAUAAGCAAACAGGAAAAAAGUGUUGAAGCAGUUAUUUAUGAACAUGAAAAGGGUAAAGAAAGACCUGCUUAUGCCAAACGAGAAGUGUUGCUCACUGCUGGAGCUAUUAAUAAUGUCAAAAUUCUCCAUCUGUCAGGAAUUGGUCCCAAAGCUGAGCUAAAGAAACUCAACAUUACAACAAUUCACGACCUUCCAGUCGGUCUCAACUAUCAAGAUCAGGUGACCACUGGGGGCUUGGCUUUCAGUAUUAACGAUGUGGCUCCAGUCAGUGAAAGUCAAAUAAUUGCUGAUUUCAAAACAUGGUUCCAAAGCAGAAGUGGACAUUUAGCAUCAGUUGGUAUAGGCCAAGUGUCAGCUUUUGUACAAUUGUAUGAAAAUAGUAAAGGUCCUGAUGUAGAAUACGUUUUAGAAGGUAACUUUGUUAGAAGUGAUAAGUUUUUACUCACAAAUAUAAGUGUAGCAGUAGCUGAAGAGCACAGUCUUCCUAUAUCCUAUUAUAACUUGGUGAACGUUUACCCAGUGCUAUUAAGGCCUAAAAGUAAAGGUAAAGUUUUACUAAACAAAAGAAAUCCCAAAUAUGGAAGGCCAACUAUUCAAGCGAAUCUACUGAAAGAAAAUGAAGAUAUUGAAACUUUAGUUGAUAGUAUCGACAUUGCUUUGCAACUUCUUGAUACAAAAGAACUAAAGAAAGCAGAAAUCAAAUUUGCUCCUCUAGACUUAUUCCCCUGUGAUAGGAUUAAGAAUAGAGAUCAAUGGAAUUGUAUAGCGAGACAUUUUACUAAAGCUAUGAGCAAUCCAAUAGGAACAUGUAGGAUGGGAGAUAGUAAAGAGGAUUCCGUUGUAGAUUAUGAACUAAGGGUGCACGGUAUAGAGCGUCUCAGGAUCGUAGACGCAUCGGUGAUGCCCACCCAUGUAAGGGGGGGUAUAUUUGCACCAACAAUGAUGAUUGCCGAAAAGGCUUCAAGGAUGUUAAUUAAAGAUUGGAGAGAAUCUAAGAAUCAGUUCUACAAUGGAAGAUGAUAAAGUUAGAGAUAAUUAUGUAAAUUGUAAAUAAAAUAAUUAUUUAGUA
Messenger RNA from Plutella xylostella (diamondback moth), 2074 nucleotides. RefSeq names its product glucose dehydrogenase [FAD, quinone]. NCBI's taxonomy places the organism in Eukaryota, Metazoa, Arthropoda, Insecta, Lepidoptera, Plutellidae. The record is from RefSeq and is a predicted model, not a curated record. Gene Ontology annotation, molecular function: flavin adenine dinucleotide binding; oxidoreductase activity, acting on CH-OH group of donors.